AUGGGCCGCCAACCAUAUAUAAUUCGGCUGGCUUUGGGGCGCUCUCCGUAUGAGCCACCUGAUCCAAGCGACUCACAAAAUGAAACAUCUCACAGUCGCAACUCGGACGGAUAUGUCCAACAGUAUGAUGAAAGAGGUCAUCCUAUCUUUCCCGAGUCCAAGGCCUUGGCUCGCGAGCUUCGGCGAGCAAAGAACGAUGUUCUAUCAACCAUGGGAGUUGUGGUCAGUGGUGAAGCUGGCCGUACAGGCCUCUUGAAAGACAAGAAAAGCGUUAAUGCUGUCACGGCUGAAAAUGAUUACGGUCUGGUUAUAGUAGCCUUUGACCAUGCUGUACAUUUCUUUGGAUCUUGGUGGGUUGCCUCGCUAAGCCGCCGUAUCCAGACCUUCAAAAGCUACACCAAUAUCCCACUUAUUCGCUUGUUCAAGUCCGAGUACCAAAGGUUCGGAUGGCCUGCUGGAUUUUUUGCAGGCAUGCCUCUCUGGGCCGCCAGAAUAAUAUUGCCUAUAUGCAGAACACAAUUGUUCGAACCCCUUCUUGGCUACGUCCAGGACAAGCUUACGUCGUACCUCAACCACUCUUAUACUCGACUUCUGGAGGGCUGCUUCUCCAUGAUUCGUUCCUCAGCACGUCUUGUUUCGUUCGUAUUCUUCGAGCAAAUACACAUGUUCUGCAUUCUUCAGACUCUCCACCUCAUCCCUCAUAACGUUUACCCAAGACCCGAAUUCCUGAUCCCAUUGACCAGAUACUCUCUAAUUCAAAGUCCAUCUCUACCGCCCGACUUCUCUCUUAUUUCGCUUGGACGCUUUGCAUCGCAUCUAGCAGCAACGCCCUUUGCAUUCGCAUUCAUUUAUGUUCUUGUUCGGCCAUACGUUGAAGAGAAGAUAUAUCGACUGAUCAGAAGACAUUUGCCUAAACAAGAGAGACCUGAUGAGAUCUCCAUUCAGGUUGCCACAGAAAAUGAUCUCCUUGAAUGGACACUACCAAUAGCGGGGCGGCGCAUGGAGGAAGAAACUCGUCGAAGCAAAUUGAGUUUGAUGGAAGACAUUCGAGAAGAGUUGCGAGAAUUACAAAACCGGUUGUUCCGUUGGCUUGGUUAUAACCAUGAUGAUUCUGAUGAGAAUCCAAGUGUCUGCCUCAGUCACAACGAUAUUGUCACCGUUCACGAAGACAUCCUCUUCUCGUCUUCCCUACAGAACAACCUUGAUCAAAUGCCAGUAUUAUCCACCGAUGCAAUAUCAAACGCCAAUAUACCAGCUUCUCUUGUCCCCGAUCAGACACUAACAAAUGAACAAUUGACUCAUUCGCCAGGCGAAAUCACCCCGAAUACCAUAAAUGAAGUACAUCCUGUGGAGCGUGCCGAAAGAGGCGAAAUUGUCCAAGACCAAGUAUCUGGGUCUUGGAUUCCAUUUCAAGACUAUGAUCAAGAUUCGCGAUCUAACACAUUGCUUUCGCGGCCUCAAACCCCGGAAUCGCCACUAGCUUCUCCACGCAUUCGUGCAUCUUUAACUCGCCAAAAUCCAUUCACGACGACCAUGGAACUGUCACUUCAAGACAGUCGAGGCUCGAAUGGACAAGACAAUCUUGAGCCUGUCGUUGAAAUUGAGCGUGGUGAUACCGCGCUACACGAAUGGCCGAUUCCUCUUGAUGAGUCCCAAAUUGACUCUGAGGUAGUCCUAGAACAAGUGAGACGGGACAUUGAUGAAUUAGAGCAACUUGCCACCACGGCUGAUGCUGUUGCCUCAAACGAGCACCGAUGGGAAACAAUCAAUACGGAGCUGGAAUUUGGGAACGGGGAACUAGAGCCCAUCUUACCGCAUGUUGUCGAGGAACCCUUGCAAAGUCCUACGCAUCAGCUCGGCAUGGAUGCAUUAUCGGAUGCCGGCACUGAAGCAUCAGCCUCUGACCUACCUACUGACCUAGUUCCGUGGAGGUCCCCCAAUGAGAACCGCUCUGAUGUUAACAAACAACGCGUCACAGUCCUCUCCUCGUAUCCUGCCGAUGCAUUGGCGCACCAUUUAGCCUCAAUAAUCAGCGGCAUCAUAUUCAUCCCAUUCGAAUCAUUCUUCUAUCGUUCUCUGGCGAGAGCCUACCUAUCGUCACAGCUUGCCUCCGUCUAUGGUGGUCAUAGUCUCGUUCCAUUUUCCGAUAUCCGUGGCCUUAAUGACUUUGCUGGUGGUGGGGGUAGACGGGACAUGGUUGCUUAUAUGUGCAAACUUACUCUGAUACAAGGCAUUCAGAUGGGUAUUAGCGGCACAAUCCUUGGGGUGUGCUCCGCUACUGCUAUUGGAAUUGGGAAAAGGGUGUUUAACUGGGGGAAAUUGUAG
Molecule: messenger RNA, 2325 nt
Organism: Talaromyces marneffei
Lineage: Eukaryota; Fungi; Ascomycota; Eurotiomycetes; Eurotiales; Trichocomaceae
Exons: 4
Coding region: 1-2325 (774 amino acids)
Source: RefSeq, a predicted model, not a curated record